UCGGAACCAGCUCAUGGAUUGAGUGGUAUGUAACCUUAAAAAUGGAGGAUGCUUCACAUGUGCAAGUUAAAUUUUUUACCAAGCAGUCUAAGUACUCUGUACCAGACACACCAUAUUCUGUACCAGUAACCGUCAAUGCUGCUGAACUGAGCUCCCUCAUCAAUGGCAUAUUGAAAGAGAGUAUUGAUACAGAUUUCAGUGGGAAUUUUGACUUCCUUAUUGAUGGCGAGUUUCUGCGCGUGAGUCUAGAUCGAUACUUGGAGCAAAGUGCAGUCUCGUCUGAGACCGUACUGCAGAUAGAGUAUGUUGAGCGACACCCCGCUCCUAAACCAGAAGACUCUCUCAAUCAUGACGACUGGGUUAGCGCUGUGCAUGCAACCAGAGACUGUAUACUUACGGGCAGUUAUGACAACACAUUACAUCUAUGGACAAAAGAAGGGGAUCUUCUACACACUAUUCCAGGGCACACUCAUCCAGUGAAAUGUGUCUCAUGGAUAAAUCAUGAAGCAGGGAAGGAGGGCAGUUUUCUGUCGGGAUCCCAUGAUCAGACUGUCCUUUUGUGGCAUUGGAAGGAGCUGGGCAAUGAGGUGGAGGCCGUACAUUGUUGUAGAGGACAUGCUGGCAGUGUGGAUUGUGUGGCUGUGAACCAGUCUGGAGAUAAGUUUUGCACAGGAUCCUGGGACAAAAUGUUGAAGCUGUGGUCAGCAGAACUAAGCCCAACAGACAGUGAAGAGAUCAUGGAUGCUGAAGAUAUACCUAAAAAGAAGAAGAAGAUGAGUAGGGCUGGAAUGACGACUCGGGUGCCGAUAUUGACGCUAUCUGGUCACACAGAGGGUGUGUCGGGCAUCGUGUGGCUGGGGGAGGACCAGGUGUUCACUGCCUCCUGGGACCACACCCUGCGUCUGUGGGAUCUGCAGAAGGCUGAGCAAGUCACAGCACUGCAAGGCAACAAGGUGUUUCUGAGUGUGGCAUAUUCCACGAGGAGUGGCCUCCUAGUUACUGGGUCUGCAGAUCGACAUGUUCGGCUUUGGGACCCUCGAUCAUCAGAAGGGUCCAUUGUCAAGUGCACCUACACGUCUCACCAGGGCUGGGUGUCCAGUGUAGCCUGGUCCCAGACUAGUGAACACCAGUUCAUAUCGGGUUCCUAUGACAACCUCAUGAAAUUGUGGGACAAACGGAGCCCUAAGGCUCCUUUAUACAACCUAGUGGGUCACACUGACAAGAUCCUCUCUGUAGACUGGUCCAUACCAUCUCUAUUACUCUCAGGAGGGGCAGAUAAUCAGCUGAGAAUCUUCCAGUACGAAGAAGUGACUGUCUAGUGAAAGCAGCAUUUGUGAACUUAACAAUUGAAUUGAUAAUAUAAUUAUUUUAAUGCCACACAGUGCGUUUCCCAUUUUAUUAUGUGUGUUUUGUGCAUGGUAAAUGGCUUCAUUGCUACACACAUCAAACACAAUGCACAAAUAUUAGAUGUACCUCAGUAAUCAGGGGUAGUAGUGUCUGAGUGACCAACACCGUUUCAGACUAAAGGAUAAACCAUUCACUUAGAUCUAAGAAUUAAAAAGAUUUGCAUACUAGUAUACAGGCUUCUGGCGCUUUAGCAUGUUAUUUUAUUAACAAGUUUCAGGAUAUAAUUAGAUAGGGUAAUUGGGAAGUUACACUCAAUAUUUCAUUACUAUAUUGUAAAUCAGGAAAGAUUGCACUAAUUGGUACCUUCACGUACUUCAAGGUUAGUCCCGUCAUAAACUGCUCAUAACUGCUGUGGAAUUACUGUAGCUCAAACUUUACAAAAAACCUUGAAUUGUUUUGGCAAUUGUUAAGAUGUAAGUUUUUAUGGAACCAAUCGUCGCAGGAUUUUGGCUAAGUAUGUUCACUUACCGGUAGUAUAUAUACCCUCUACAAAAUUGAAAAUAGUUUUAUAAUUGUUGUACAUGCAACUUGUGUCUGUGUCCAAACAUAUAUCUCUUAGGGACAUUAGUGUUGUGCUGUAUUGCGUUGUAAGCUAUUUAUUUACUGAAAACGUGCAUUGGUCAUCUCUGACCUAUAAAAAAAUUAGAGCAUUAGAAAAUCGAACAUCAAUAACUUUAGCGGCUAUUUGUGCAAUCAAUAAACUGUUGAAAACGUUUCAACAAAAACGUAAUCAUUCAUACUAAUGAAAACAUAGGUACGCAAAUCAGAGUGUUGAUAUAAUGAUGUUAAAUACUCAACAACUGUUAUGGCACUUUAAAUACCGGUGUAACAGCUUUCAACUCCACGUUUAUUGAGUUGUAUUAUGUAAACUGAGUCAAUUUACUUCGGUUCAUUUCAUGUUUGAUCAGUGGUCUAACAAUGACUUUGAUCUUUUUGUGACUAAUAAGUUGUGAAUGGUGUAUUCACGUUUUUGUGUUAUUGUGUUUUUAUAUUGAUCUUGAUGAUUUUAAAUAAAAUGACAGUAAAUAA
This is a messenger RNA of Dreissena polymorpha, 2436 nucleotides long. Its product is annotated as ribosome biogenesis protein WDR12 homolog. The coding region runs from base 42 to 1319 and encodes 425 amino acids. Gene Ontology annotation, cellular component: preribosome, large subunit precursor. The transcript has 10 exons. Gene Ontology annotation, molecular function: protein binding. Gene Ontology annotation, biological process: ribosome biogenesis. The record is from RefSeq and is a predicted model, not a curated record. NCBI's taxonomy places the organism in Eukaryota, Metazoa, Mollusca, Bivalvia, Myida, Dreissenidae.